ACCGAUAUUAUUCCAUUCAGGACUCUCCUUUCCACCUGAUAACCCUUCGCGAAUACCAAUCAAUCACAACAGUGUGUAGCGAUGCCUUGGUCCCGAAACCGCGCCUCCAGCCGCUGCAGCAGCAGUAGCAGCAGCAGCGCCAACAGCGAUAAGUCCGUUGGCAGGGGUCGCACCAGAAGGCCGGAGCCAAGCUGCGUCCUGUGCGGGGGAACCGGUGAUGCGUAUAGGAUGGAGCGGUGCCUUGAAUGUGGGGGCUCCGGGCACAAUGUGGCUUACACUGAGCUUAGCUGCGCGGAGUGUAAUGGAUAUGGGAAGUGCAAGGUCCCGGCUGGACGAUGUCCGUGCCGGCGCUAGUGACUGACUUCCCAGUGCUGGCGGUGGGAUGGCACAUCAGGGGGUUGAAGUAUUUGUUAGGAAUGGCGCUGGUUUGUGCUGGAUACUUAGUAUAGUCUUGCUAUAUGUUUGCUAUUACUGUCCUGUUUUGAUUUGGUGGUUAUCUAUGCUUUGCCGAUGUUGGUAUUUCG
Messenger RNA from Aspergillus versicolor CBS 583.65, 524 nucleotides. RefSeq lists its product as uncharacterized. Bases 82 to 354 code for a protein of 90 amino acids. The record is from RefSeq and is a predicted model, not a curated record. Lineage: Eukaryota; Fungi; Ascomycota; Eurotiomycetes; Eurotiales; Aspergillaceae. The transcript is spliced from 2 exons.